Molecule: messenger RNA, 2577 nt
Organism: Saimiri boliviensis boliviensis (Bolivian squirrel monkey)
Lineage: Eukaryota; Metazoa; Chordata; Mammalia; Primates; Cebidae
Source: RefSeq, a predicted model, not a curated record
CAGAGCACAGACGCUGCUCCUGUGUACCCUCAACCGCCUAACAAAUAAGUCCUACACUCAAAUCACCAAAGUCCAGGGUGCUGCCAUUGCUUUUGAAAACAAUCCCAGAGAAAAGAACCUCCGUGGAGAGUUCCUGAAAUGCAGAGGAGAGCCAGAGAAGCCAAAAGGAUGAGAAGUCAGGUACUGUUUCCCUUCCUGCUGUCUUUGUUCUGCGGGGCCAUCUCCCAGCAGAUCCGAUACACGAUUCCAGAGGAGCUAGCCAAGGGCUCACGGGUGGGGAACCUUGCCAAGGAUCUGGGGCUCAGUAUCCGGGACUUGCCAGCUCGAAAACUGCGGGUUAGUGCGGAGGAUUAUUUCAACGUUAGUUUGGAGAGCGGGGAUUUGUUAGUGAAUGGUAGGAUAGAUCGAGAGAGGAUUUGCGGAAGGAAACUUGAGUGUGCACUAGAAUUCGAAACGGUUGCUGAAAACCCAAUGAAUGUUUUCCACGUGGUUGUUAUAAUCCAAGAUAUUAAUGAUAAUGCACCACGUUUCGUUACAAAAGGCAUUGACUUAGAAAUUUGUGAGUCAGCCUUACCCGGGGUAAAAUUCCCUCUGGAUUCUGCGCAAGAUGCAGAUGUGGAAGGUAAUUCACUAAAGAUAUACACCAUCAACCCCAAUCAACACUUCUCUCUGUCAACGAAGGAAAGUCCUGAUGGAAGUAAAUAUCCAGAAUUACUGCUGGAAAAACCUCUAGACAGGGAACAUCAGAGCUCCCAUCGCUUAAUCCUGACUGCCAUGGACGGCGGGGACCCGCCUCUAAGCGGCACCACCCAGAUCAAUAUCCAAGUCACUGAUGCCAAUGAUAAUGCUCCUGUGUUUAGCCAGGAUGUAUACAGGGUUAGCCUCCAAGAAAACGUACCCUGGGGAACUUCUGUGCUGCGAGUGUUGGCCACAGACCAGGAUGAGGGCAUUAACGCAGAGAUCACCUAUGCCUUCCUCAAUUCCCCAAUAAGUACCAGCCUCUUCUUCAAUCUUAAUCCAAAUACCGGCGACAUUACAACCAAUGGCACAUUGGACUUUGAAGAGACAAAUAGAUAUGUGUUGGGUGUAGAAGCCAAGGAUGGAGGAGUACACACAGCUCACUGUAAUGUUCAAAUUGAAAUUGUUGAUGAGAAUGAUAAUACCCCAGAGGUGACUUUGAUGUCCUUCUCUAACCAGAUUCCAGAGGAUUCAAACCUUGGAACUGUAAUAGCCCUCAUAAAAGUGCGAGACAAGGAUUCUGGGCAAAAUGGUAUGGUGACAUGCUAUAUUCAGGAAGAAGUUCCCUUCAAUUUAGAAUCCACCUCAAAGAAUUAUUACAAGCUGGUGAUUUGUGGGGCCCUAAACCGGGAGCAGACAGCAGACUACAACGUCACAAUCAUAGCCACCGACAAGGGCAAGCCAUCCCUUUCCUCCAGGACAAGCAUAACCCUGCACAUCUCCGACAUCAACGACAAUGCACCUGUUUUCCAUCGGGCCUCCUACGUGGUUCAUGUGGCUGAGAACAACCCACCUGGCGCCUCUAUUGCACAAGUGAGCGCCUCCGACCCGGAUUUGGGACCCAACGGCAGUGUCUCCUACUCUAUUCUGGCCAGUGACCUAGAGCCGCGGGAGCUGUUGUCCUACGUGUCCGUGAGCGCGCAGAGCGGAGUGGUGUUCGCGCAGCGCGCCUUCGACCACGAGCAGCUGCGCGCCUUCGAGCUCACGCUGCAGGCCCGCGACCACGGCUCGCCUGCGCUCAGCGCCAACGUGAGCCUGCGCGUGUUAGUGGGCGACCUCAAUGACAAUGCGCCGCGGGUGCUGUACCCCGCGCUAGGACCGGAUGGCUCCGCACUCUUCGAUAUGGUGCCGCGCGCCGCAGAGCCCGGCUACCUAGUGACCAAGGUAGUGGCGGUGGACGCAGACUCAGGACACAACGCUUGGCUGUCCUACCACGUGCUGCAGGCCAGCGAGCCCGGGCUCUUCAGCCUGGGGCUGCGCACCGGUGAGGUGCGCACAGCGCGUGCCUUGGGCGACAGGGACGCGGCCCGCCAGCGCCUGCUGGUCGCCGUGCGUGAUGGAGGACAGCCGCCACUCUCCGCCACCGCCACGCUGCACCUAAUCUUCGCGGAUAGCCUGCAGGAGGUAUUGCCAGACCUCAGCGACCGCCCGGAGCCCUCUGACCCUCAGGCGGAACUGCAGUUUUACCUGGUGGUGGCCUUGGCCUUGAUCUCAGUGCUCUUUCUCCUCGCGGUGAUUCUGGCUGUCGCCCUGCGCCUGAGACGUUCCUCCAGCCUGGACACUGAGGGCUGGUUUCAAACGGGUCUGUGCUCCAAGUCUGGGCGCCGGGUUCCUCCCAACCACAGCGAGGGAACUUUGCCCUAUUCCUACAAUCUAUGUGUUGCCUCUCAUUCUGCAAAGACAGAGUUUAAUUUUCUCAACCUGACACCGGAAAUGGCUCCCCAUCAGGAUCUGCUGUGUGAUGAUCCUUCUAUGGUUGUAUGUGCCAGCAAUGAAGAUCACAAAAUCACUUGUGACCCUUCUUUUUCUUCUCACGUGAGUUUCUGCAUAUCUAUUUAA